This is a messenger RNA of Sciurus carolinensis (gray squirrel), 2919 nucleotides long. RefSeq names its product heat shock protein family A (Hsp70) member 6 (gene Hspa6). Lineage: Eukaryota; Metazoa; Chordata; Mammalia; Rodentia; Sciuridae. Bases 648 to 2579 code for a protein of 643 amino acids. The transcript has a single exon. Gene Ontology annotation, molecular function: ATP hydrolysis activity; heat shock protein binding; ubiquitin protein ligase binding. Gene Ontology annotation, cellular component: cytoplasm; vesicle; blood microparticle. Gene Ontology annotation, biological process: protein refolding; cellular response to unfolded protein. The record is from RefSeq and is a predicted model, not a curated record.
GUUUCUUUGAACUGCAGUUCUGAAAAUGUUUUCAUGUUCCUAGAGAAACAUUUUUUAAUACCUAAAAGACGAAUAUUUAAACAUUGUUUUAGAGCUAUAGCUCCAUUCGCUUGAGGCUUUUCCAAGCAAGAAACUCUCACCCGCCCUCAGAGGCGGGAUGCCAACUUGCGCACCAGGAGAAUCUGCUUCCAACGAAUCCUAGGGAGAACUGAUCCUGAAAGUUACAGCUUUAACUGGUUUCUGCCACCUUUUAAGCGCCUUUAGAACCAGCGGGAAGAAGCUGGAACUUUUCGGCCGCUCUGAGUCAGAGGCCAAUGGGGCGGGUUCGCCGUCCUCAGCCCCGCCUUGCUCCCCGAAUUCACCCGAACCUUCUUCCCGAGUCAGCGCGGUGCCUCCCAGCUGAGUCAGCCGGGCGGGCGGGGACCGACGCUCUCCACAGGCGGAGAAGGUGCAGGAAAGUUCGUGGCAGCGGGGGAGGGAGGAGGCAGGUCCCUCGCAAGCGGAUAAAAAGCCGGUGGAAGUGGAGCUGAGUAGCUCCCAGCUGUGCUACCUAGAGAAAAACAGAACUGCUGAGCAGCACCAACUUCCGCAGCCUCGUGCAUCAGACUUCUAUCCAACUCGUCCCAGAAGCUCGAGAAGUCACAGCCAUGUCCGCUCCAAGAGAAGUGGCGAUCGGCAUUGAUCUGGGCACCACGUACUCGUGCGUGGGUGUGUUCCAGCAGGGCCGGGUGGAGAUUCUUGCCAACGACCAGGGCAACCGCACUACUCCUAGCUACGUCGCCUUCACAGACACCGAGCGGCUGGUAGGCGACCCUGCCAAGAGUCAGGCAGCCUUGAACCCGCAGAACACGGUGUUCGAUGCCAAGAGGCUGAUAGGGCGCAAGUUCGCUGACGCUACUGUACAGUCGGACAUGAAGCACUGGCCCUUCCAGGUGGUGAGCGAGGGCGGCAAGCCCAAGGUGCGGGUGUCCUACCGCGGGGAAGACAAGGCAUUCUACCCCGAGGAGAUCUCGUCCAUGGUGCUGAGCAAGAUGAAGGAGACAGCUGAGGCGUACCUGGGACAGCCUGUGAAGCACGCUGUGAUCACGGUGCCUGCCUAUUUCAAUGACUCGCAGCGUCAGGCCACCAAGGACGCAGGUGUCAUCGCAGGGCUCAAUGUGCUUAGAAUUAUCAACGAGCCCACUGCAGCAGCCAUCGCGUAUGGGCUGGACCGGCGGGGUGCCGGAGAGCGCAAUGUGCUCAUUUUUGACCUGGGUGGAGGCACCUUCGACGUUUCUGUCCUCACUAUAGACUCAGGUGUCUUUGAAGUGAGAGCCACGGCUGGAGACACUCACCUGGGGGGAGAGGACUUCGACAACCGCCUGGUAACCCACUUCGUAGAGGAGUUCCAGCGGAAGCAUGGGAAGGAUGUGAGCGGGAACAAGAGGGCCCUUCGCAGAUUACGCACUGCCUGUGAGCGAGCCAAGCGCACCUUGUCCUCCAGCAACCAGGCCACCCUGGAGAUUGACUCUCUAUUCGAGGGUGUAGACUUCUACACAUCCAUCACUCGUGCCCGCUUUGAGGAACUGUGCUCCGAUCUCUUCCGCAGUACCCUGGAGCCUGUGGAGAAGGCCCUGCGGGAUGCCAAGGUAGACAAGGCCCAAAUCCAUGAUGUCAUCCUGGUGGGUGGUUCCACCCGCAUCCCUAAGGUGCAGAAGCUGCUGCAGGAUUUCUUCAAUGGCAGGGAACUGAACAAGAGUAUCAACCCUGAUGAGGCCGUAGCCUAUGGGGCUGCUGUGCAGGCAGCUGUGUUGAUGGGGGACACGUGUGAGAAAGUGCAGGAUCUCCUACUACUCGAUGUGGCUCCCCUGUCCCUGGGGCUGGAGACAGCAGGUGGUGUGAUGACUACACUAAUACAGAGGAAUGCCACUAUCCCUACCAAGCAGACCCAGACCUUCACCACCUACUCUGACAACCAACCUGGGGUCCUUAUCCAGGUGUAUGAGGGUGAGAGGGCCAUGACCAGGGACAACAACCUAUUGGGGUGUUUUGAACUCAGUGGCAUCCUUCCUGCACCACGUGGAGUCCCACAGAUUGAAGUGACCUUUGACAUUGAUGCCAAUGGCAUCUUGAGUGUGACAGCCACUGACAAGAGCACAGGCAAAGCUAACAAAAUCACUAUCACCAAUGACAAGGGCCGACUGAGCAAGGAGGAGGUGGAGAGGAUGGUUCAUGAGGCAGAACAGUACAAGGCUGAGGAUGAAGCUCAGAGGGACAGGGUGGCUGCCAAAAACUCCUUGGAGGCCUAUGUCUUCCAUGUAAAGGGUUCCUUACAAGAGGAAAGGCUUAGGGACAAGAUCCCUGAAGACAACAGGCACAAAGUUCAAGGCAAGUGUCAGGAAGUCCUUGCCUGGUUGGAGCACAACCAGUUGGCAGAGAAGGAAGAAUAUGAGCAUCAGAAGAGGGAGCUGGAGCAAAUUUGUCGCCCCAUCUUCUCUAGGCUUUAUGGGGGACCUGAUGUCCCUGGGGGCAGUAGUUGUGGGGCUCAAGCCCGCCAGGGGAGGCCCAACACUGGCCCCAUCAUUGAGGAGGUUGAUUGAAUGACCCCUAGUGAUAAAUCAGCUGUUACUGUAAAGACUGGGUUUUGGGGUCCUCUAGACUAUUUUCUAUGAUCUUGCCCUGGAACUUCAGGGGGUGAGGACUAUCUUCCCCCCUCAAACUGGGAACUUUCUUUUCAAUAUGUUUUAUAACUGAGGUCUUCAUCAUUUGACAUUUUUUUAAAAAUUCUCUUCUCCCAUUUCAAACAAGUGGAUGUCAUUUUUACUAACAUUUGUGUAACUCUUUAACUUUUCUUUCAUGUAUAGUUUGUGUAUUUUGUUACUUACAAAGAUUUUGUUAUGGGAACUAUAACUGUAGAUCUAAAUAAACUUUUAAAACUCC